AUGCGUAGCUACACCUGGUUCCUGGCGCUGGUCGCGUACAUGAUGCUAUCACUCUGCCUCUCGGUCGGCUGGUCUUUACCGGCUUCCGGAGGUGGUUCAUCUGCUGGCAGCAGCAACGACCUCGACAUGGAUGAGCUUGGACGGGACCGCGUCUCGGGACAGGGCGAAAUUUCGACGUCCCAGUUUCAGCACAUGCUGGCCGUGCGGUCUCCGAAGUACAACUUCGGGUUAGGCAAACGGCGUUACAUCAUAGAGGACGUGCCCGGAGCGAAACGGUUGCCUCACUACAACUUUGGCCUCGGCAAACGCGGCAGUCCGCUCGGUGGCAGUGACUACGAGUACGAUGGGCUGAUGGGUAACCAGCUCGGGUGGAACGAUAACGACUACACCAACCUGAUCACAAAGGAUGGCCAGUUCGACUACGAUGCCGAGAAGGAUAAGGAAGCUGCUAAGCGGACCGCUUCUGGUAAUGGCGCCGGUGCCGCGUACCGGUACCACUUCGGACUGGGAAAGAGACGCAUGUACGAUUUUGGGCUCGGUAAGCGCUACUUCGACGCGGAGGAUUUCAACAAGCGGCUUCCGAACCGGUACAACUUCGGCCUGGGUAAGCGCUAA
Molecule: messenger RNA, 615 nt
Organism: Anopheles nili
Lineage: Eukaryota; Metazoa; Arthropoda; Insecta; Diptera; Culicidae
Product: helicostatins
Exons: 3
Coding region: 1-615 (204 amino acids)
Molecular function (GO): neuropeptide hormone activity
Source: RefSeq, a predicted model, not a curated record